AUGUCGUCCAACGAGCAGCACGCCAAGAUGGACAAAUCCACGCAGACCGACGACGAAAAGGACACCGGGCUUGCUGGGCUGUGCGCCAGAUGCGAGAACUUGGUGCUCGAGGGGAACUGCGCACUGCGCAAAGAGCCCGCCCCCUCUUCGCGACCCUCUUCUAUUGGCCCUCCCUCUGCCAAGCGGCAGAGGACCACUCCGGCCAGGGACGUGUGGGCGCUCGAUGGCCCCAUACCCGUGACCGGCAACGUGCGGCCGGACACGCCACCACCGUUCUUUGAGAAGGCGCCAAAGCGCGAGCCUCAAGCGCUCACGCUGGAGAGGCUCGAGGCGCUCAAAGACACGGUGGUGAAGCUCCCGAAGCCCAAAAACUUCGUGGAGAAGCCGCCCUCGGCCCUGGCGCGGGCUUUGACCAAUUGCCACGAUUUGCGACAAGGCGACGACAACGAGCAGUAG
This is a messenger RNA of Acaromyces ingoldii, 456 nucleotides long. RefSeq lists its product as hypothetical. The transcript is spliced from 3 exons. NCBI's taxonomy places the organism in Eukaryota, Fungi, Basidiomycota, Exobasidiomycetes, Exobasidiales, Cryptobasidiaceae. The coding region runs from base 1 to 456 and encodes 151 amino acids. The record is from RefSeq and is a predicted model, not a curated record.